Molecule: messenger RNA, 1494 nt
Organism: Gossypium arboreum
Lineage: Eukaryota; Viridiplantae; Streptophyta; Magnoliopsida; Malvales; Malvaceae
Product: dol-P-Man:Man(5)GlcNAc(2)-PP-Dol alpha-1,3-mannosyltransferase-like
Exons: 10
Coding region: 449-1048 (199 amino acids)
Cellular component (GO): endoplasmic reticulum
Molecular function (GO): dol-P-Man:Man(5)GlcNAc(2)-PP-Dol alpha-1,3-mannosyltransferase activity
Source: RefSeq, a predicted model, not a curated record
AAAGGCCUUUAUUUUUUAUACCGGUUAAAAUCCUGCUCACUCCAAAAAAAUAAAUUUUGGUUACCCGCUGACUCCCUCUUCUUCUCAUCUCUGUCGGCGCUCCCUAAAUCCCAAAAUAAAAGUUUGUACUUAAUUAUUUUUCCCUUUUAAUCUCAAAAUUUGCCCCCAAAUUUCCCAGUUCUUUUUCCUUUUCAUUUCACGGCACCGAAUUCACUCACCAUAGCUACUCCUUUUCUCUCAAUCUGUUAGGGUUUCUUUUAAUUUUAGAUUUUCAAGGGAACGUAUAGUUUCCUUUUAAUUUUGCUGGUGAUUUCUAUGGUGACGGAAACCCUAGAUGACAAGAAAUCGGAGGAAGAUGAGGUGAAAGAUAAAGAAAACGAAGAGGGAAGUAAGGAGGAAGUCACUGCCAAAUUAUUGGAAUUUUUGGAAUCCCCUCGUGCUACUACAGAUGUUCUUCUUGCUGACAAGGAACAGAAGGGUAAAAAGCGUAAGGCUACACCAAGCAAAAAUAUUGGUUCUGCGGAGGCAUCGGAUACAUCAGCCAAGGCAUGAAGGUGGGCUUUUUAAAUUUUUGCGCUCAAGGAUUAGUUUCUGUUCGAUAACAUCUUGCUCUGCAUGGCCGAAAACCCUCAAGAAAGAACAUAUCGUGACAACAAUGUUUGUUGGAAACUUCAUCGGCAUUAUAUUCGACCGUUCAUUACAUUAUCAAUUCUACUCGUGGUAUUUCUAUACUUUGCCUCACCUUCUGUGGAUAACACCUUUCCCUACGUUGCUUCGCGUGUUAAUUUUCGUAGGAAUCGAGCUGUGCUGGAAUGUAUUUCCAUCAAACUUAGAAAAAUGGAAAAGUCAAGUAAGGUUGGUUAAGAAUUUCAUUUUAUUGGUGAAUGCCUAUAUGUGCAGUUUCAUGAACUUUUCUAGAAAUACAAGGUGUUUAAAGUGUAAAGCAAAGGGUCCAAAGAGGGUUGCUACGGAUGAUGUUCAAAUGAAGAAAGGGGAUUGGAACUGCCCAGGGAACAUCGACACCUGUGUUUCAGUUCUCGUCACAUAGUUUUUGGAUUCCAGCUUGCAAGUUGCACAAUAUGUCUCCUCUUCAUUUACUUUCUUAAUCUUAUGAUGGGAAAGUAAUGUUGUAGGAUCUAAGAAUAGCGGAAAAACCAACUACACUAGAUUGCGGUCCAAGAACAAUUUGCAGAAGGCACAUAAUGACUAGCUCCUACCUCUACGAAUGCUUGUGGGAGGCAUUGCAGCAGCAAAUAAGGAUGAUAACAUGCAGUUGACACUGUAUGUGCUCUGAAUCUAAAUUCAGGUGUGACUUUUAGAUAUUUUAUGUGCAAAAAAGUAUUAGAGUGCCUUAUGUUUGUAUGUUAGUUAAGCAAAUUAUAGAUAGAACCUGCAGUAGGAUCAACUAAUUAGUUGAUAAAAAACUACACCCUAUUUUGUAAUCGUCUACUUUGCAUAUUUGCAUAUACUUAAUAAUAAUCUCGUGUCAACUAA